Closterium sp. NIES-67 is the source of this 528-nucleotide messenger RNA. NCBI's taxonomy places the organism in Eukaryota, Viridiplantae, Streptophyta, Zygnematophyceae, Desmidiales, Closteriaceae. The record is from the annotation of a GenBank genome assembly.
AUGUGGAUUUGAACUGGAGGCGGGAGGGAGAGGAGAGCAGUGAGAAUGAGCCCCUAGCUCAAGGGCAGCGAGCGAACACGCCACGCAGCAGGAGAGUAACAGCAUCAGCAGUUGCAGCAGCAGCAGGGGCAGCCGCAGCAGCAGGAGCAGCAGCAGCAGCUGCUGGAGCAGGAGCAGGAGCAGGAGCAGGAGCGGCAGUUGCAAGGGUGGUGGGAGUAUCAAGUCGUAACGAGGAUGGGAGGGAGGAGGAGGAGGAUGAAGAAGAUUUCCGGAGUGCGCGGGUGCAGUGGGAUGAAGAUUCUGCUCGUGGAUCUGCAAGCACUCCCCGAUCCACUGGUCAAUCAUCCACCCGCUCCCAGGAGGGUUCUGUCACUCCGCGCUCUACAGCUCGCUCCUCUGCUCGCUCUCUGUCGCUGUCUCAGGCGAACACGCUUGGAGCACACGCUCUUGCUUGCUCCCUGUCACAAUGACAGUCAAACACGCUUGAGAGCUGGGGGAGAGAGGGAUGACGAGAGUUUGAGGUGGGGU